Messenger RNA from Punica granatum (pomegranate), 1624 nucleotides. Lineage: Eukaryota; Viridiplantae; Streptophyta; Magnoliopsida; Myrtales; Lythraceae. The record is from RefSeq and is a predicted model, not a curated record.
UCAUCUAUUUGAUACCUCCAUGGAAGUGAUUAGUUUUCCUUCUGUACAAGUACUAGUCAUGUAUGAUGUCUGCCACUUCUGCUGUUCUUUAUAUACUUGGCGAUUUGAUCUGCAAAUGGGUUAACACUUGAUGCUGUUAUCAUGUAAUCUGAUGCAGUUCUAGGUUUGAGAAGGUGGUUAUUUUUUACUCAGCUAUGAGAAGUUCAUUGAGAUGGAAAAGGCUCUCGAAACCACACAUUAAGGCCACGGGAAAUCUUUUAUGAGUUUUCUGGAUACGGCUCGGUCUUUCAGUAGAUUACUAGCAUUUUGAACGUUUGAUCUCGUUAUUAAACUGAUCGAUCCAAUUUUUUCGAAAUGGGCUGCUUAGGGGAACCUGACAAAAUGCGGCUAACUGAUAAAGCAUAUCAUCAAUGAUCGAUGAACCUAUCUAGAUUUGUGAACUUUGCUUCAAGUUUUCCGUGGAAGCUGUAUAAUCAUGGAAGUCGUGGUCUCUACUAAUUAAGUCGAGUAUUUGCUUACCUCUUUCGGUAAUCAUCCUUAAAAAAUGGGGCCUACACAAAGGAAUUUCUGGAAAUCUGUUAUUUCCCGUCGUAACAGAACCAAGCCCGCAAACCAUUUCCGCUCCUUUCAGAGGGUUAAUUCAAUCAGCUUCAACCAAACACCGGUGUUCCUCAAUGUGUAUGACUUAACGCCCGCGAAUGGCUACUUUUACUGGGCAGGACUCGGGAUAUUCCACUCAGGAGUGGAAAUCUAUGGGGUAGAAUAUGCCUUCGGUGCCCAUGACUACCCGACAACUGGUGUUUUCGAGACCGAGCCCCAGAAGUGCCCAGGCUUCAAGUUCAGGAGGUCUAUACUUGUUGGGACGACAAGCUUGGGCCCACUCGAGAUCAGGGAGUUCAUUGAGCGCUUGUCAAAAAGCUACAAUGGUGAUACGUACAACUUGAUCAUCAAGAACUGCAACCAUUUCUGUGAAGAUAUCUGCUAUAAGCUUACGGGGAAUAGAAUCCCUAAGUGGGUGAAUCGGCUCGCGCGAAUCGGUUCGGUGUGCCACGGCAUUCUCCCGCGAUCUGUGAAGGUUGCUGCUGUCGGGGUGAGAGACAGCAACUUCCAAGAACAUAAUGCCCGGAAGAAGAGAACAAGAACCACUGCCUUUGGCUGCUUGUCUUCGAUGUCAUUGCAUAGGAAGAAAGUCAUGAUGUCCUCAUUGUUUCUACCCUCCCAUUACAAAAUUUGCAUCCCACCACAGGAGAUGAAGAGGUCAAAGUCAAAGAGUCGGUGGUUGCUUGGAGAUAUCGUAUAGUUCUGUCUGAAUUCAGGAUACCUGUAAGUACUGUGUUCGGGAAAUUAAGCAAGUGUUUUGUUCAAAAUGCCAAUGGAAGGGCUUGCUCAUUGGCUGUUUUUGUGGGUGAUACUCCGUCGACAAAGUUCAAAUGCUGUCCACUUCUGGAUUGAGCCUUGCUGCCUAGUCCAUGUUCUUGAACGAUCUGAUGUUGCAGGAGAACAAACCGAAGUGGAUCGGAGAUAUGUUCUAUAUGGAUGGACUUAAUUUGGUGUAUAGUCCUCUUGUACUUGGAAGUCUUCUCAUUUUAAAAUGACAUAUCAAAUGAUGCAUUCAUUUUGAACA